This is a messenger RNA of Syngnathus typhle (broad-nosed pipefish), 1155 nucleotides long. RefSeq names its product cytosolic iron-sulfur assembly component 2A (gene ciao2a). The transcript is spliced from 5 exons. The coding region runs from base 229 to 618 and encodes 129 amino acids. The record is from RefSeq and is a predicted model, not a curated record. NCBI's taxonomy places the organism in Eukaryota, Metazoa, Chordata, Actinopteri, Syngnathiformes, Syngnathidae.
UUUCCCGUAAACAAAAUGUCAGCCUGCUGUCGACAUCGGCAGCUGAUCUGAGAGCAGUUUACAGACGGUCUGAUGUUGACGUUUGGCACCUCUCCUUCUGCUGAAUUGAAGUCACUUUUGUCUCUGCGUAUUUCUUUUUGACUCUUAUCAUGAUCAUCACCAACGGCUCGUGUUAAUCGCCACCUGGGCCCACAUUUUAACGCCAGAAAUCUACAGAGGAGAGCAAGAAUGGAAGAGAAAGCCUUGGAGGUUUACGAUGUGAUCCGAUCCAUCCGAGACCCGGAGAAGCCCAACACACUGGAGGAGCUGGACGUGGUGACAGAGAAUUGCGUGGAGGUCCAGGAGCUGGGUAACGACGAGUAUCUCAUCAUCAUCAAGUUCUCCCCAACCGUCCCACACUGCUCCCUGGCCACCCUCAUCGGUUUGUGUUUACAAGUCAAGCUGGAGAGAUGUCUACCCUUCAAACACAAACUGGAGAUUUACAUCAGUGAAGGAACACACUCCACCGAAGAGGACAUCAACAAGCAGAUCAACGACAAGGAACGUGUUGCAGCCGCCAUGGAAAAUCCAAACCUCAGGGACAUCGUGGAGCAGUGCAUCAUUGAACCUGAUGAUUGACUCCACACACAGUUGGUGUGUGUAUAUGUGUGCGUGUGUGCGUGAGUUUGUGUGUAUACAUUCAUUCAAGGUGUUGAGUCAGCUUGUGAAUGCGUGUUCAGGUGUGGCAGAGCCUCACUUUCUUGUAAAAAAAAAAAACCACACAAUGAUUAUAUAAAAUGAUUUUGUGCUAUUUUUAAGCUUUGGAGUCUAAUGAUUCAUUUUGAAUCUAAUAAUGUCCAUGUUGUUAUCACGAAUCAGCUUAUUUCCUGUUCAAUUACGUGUGCUACGGAAGUGAUACAGCAAGCAGCCAACCUCACCUUGGAUUGCGCAAGCUCUCCCGAAAAGCCCAAAUAGCAUUGCAGCGCAUCAUUUAUUGGUAAUAUUACUACACUACACCAGAGGAGGCUAUUGACCAUAGCAUGUUGUUUUCUUGUCUCCAAAAACACUUGCAAUGUGCAUUCUGGCUUUCCAUAGUCAUAUCCGUGCCUUAAAUAUUAUGUUAACAAACAGUUUCCUUUAAACCAGAUGAACGAUAAAUGUUAAGAUAAAAUUUGA